AUGUUGUCGCGGGCAUUGACGUGGGCAGCGCCCGGCGCUGCUGCGCCGAAGUGGCAGCAGGCGCUGCCAGCCAAUGAAAGGAAGGGGCAGCGCCUGUCGCCGCCCCAUGAGGUAUUCGACUUGUGGAAGUCUAUGGAAAAAUCAAGAAUCAAUGAAGCCAAUUAUGAGAAGAUUAUAGAGAUUCUAGUCAAGGAGGGACUGGUAGAAGAAGCUGAAAUAUGUCUAAGAGAAAUGAAAUGCUAUGGACUUCAACCUUCUAUAGGGAUAUACAAUUCUGUAAUUCAUGGCUUUGCUAGAAAGGGGAGUUUCGACAAUGCUAUGUUUUAUCUGAGAGAGAUGGAAGACGUUGGUGAGAAGCCAGAUUCUGAAACGUAUGAUGGCCUAAUACAAGCUUAUGGGAACUAUAAAAUGUAUGAUGAGAUAGAUCAAUGUGUAAGGGUAAUGGAGUCUAAGGGAUAUUUAUGUGAUCAUAUCACUUACAAUUUGCUGGUUAGAGAAUUUGCAAGAGCUGGAUUGCUCCAAAAGAUGGAAAGUAUGUAUAACAGUCUCUACAGUCGAAGAAUAGGUUUGCAAGCUUCUACUUUGGUUGCAAUGCUUGAGGCAUAUGCAAAAUUCGGGAUCUUGGACAAAAUGGAAAAGAUGUAUCGACGGAUUUUGAACUCAAAGUCUUCUUUGAAAGAGGAUGUAAUUCGAAAAUUAGCAGCAGUUUACAUUGAUAAUCGUAUGUUUUCUAGAUUAGAAGGUUUGGGAGUGGAUCUUUCUGCAAAAACUGGUUGCACUGAUCUAGUAUGGUGUUUGCGCAUUCUCUCACGUGCUUGUGUUUUGAGUAAAAAGGAAAUAUAUUCCAUUAUCCAGGAGAUGGAAUCACAUGAAGUGCCGUGGAAUGCAACUACUGCAAACAUUAUCUCUCUAGCUUAUUUGAAAAUGAAUGAUUUUAAAGACUUGAAAGUAUUGCUUUCAGAACUACCAUCUCGGUAUGUAAAACCUGAUUUAGUCACUGUUGGAGUCCUGUUUGAUGCGUGCGUAUUAGGAUUUGAUGGGGCAUCUGUUAAAAGUACUUGGAGAAAAAUGGGAUUUCUUGAUGAUGAUGUGGACAUGAACACUGAUAGUCUUGUUCUCUCUGCAUUUGGUAAGGGACAAUUUCUUAGAAGUUGUGAGCAGAUGUACAGGUCCCUCAACGUCAGAAGUAGGGCGAAAGAAGCAUGGACUUAUGGCCGACUCAUCGGUUUGGUAAUUGAACUGAAUAGGGAUCAAGUGGGGAGUUGAAAUAGAUUUAAACCACAUUCUGAUUUCAUCAUGAAAUAACAGUCUUAGAGUAGAUGGAGUACCGGACUUGAAACAGGCCACAUGUGUCUCUAGUCACCAGAGAAAAUCCUUCUAGUGCACUGAGGCUUCUAGUUGAUGCUCUGUUCCACCUAGAAACUUUGGCAUAAUUUUGUAGUCAUAGAAGUUAUCCUGAAGACGACCCAUGUGUUGAACUUGCACUCAUUGGAAGACCGUUAGGACUUACAAGUAAGACUGAUAAUUGCUUUCGCUUACCUUGAGAGAUUAUAUUCACGGGUUUACCAAAAUGCUUCAUGUGCCAUUGUUUUUAGUGCUUGGCUUCUGCUAGUUGAGGAGAGAUUGCUCAUGAUUUUCAAUAUCGCAUACUGCAUAGAAUUUGAGGAUGGACAAUGUCAUUCCUUUACUAGGAGUGGGCAAACAAAUUGUUUUACACGAAUAGCUUAUAGUUUGUGCUCUCGUCUGUGUAUUAGAAUCGGGGGGAAUUGAACCAGGAUUUAAAUGGCGAAAAUAAGAAGCUCAAGAAUUUUCUGGACUGCAACACCUUAUUAGUCACGGAAUGUAUCCUAUCAGUUUAAUUUUCUGCAAAACUCUAUGGUGAACCUUUUGAGAAACAGUUACUGAAUAGCCUAACUAGCAUUUUACUUCUACACCUGAAAUGGGGUUGCUUUUCCAACAAUUGGUUUCGACUCCCUUUUUUGACUGAGGUGAACUUAUAACGAUGGUCAGUGCUCUAACCACCAUCAGUUGACCACUGCCUCAGUGCGUCCCCCCUCCAGCAUCAGAAAAGCGUUACAUAGCUGAUAAAUAGGCACUUUGCAGCAGGGACAUUGGACAUAUUAGCGGGUCUAUUCCAUCUUAGCGUCCGCCUUCCACAACUUCUGGCAUCAAGAUUUGCUCAGAGUUGCAUCUGCUGGAAGAUAGGGCUGUUAUACACACAGAUAGCCAAAUGCUCUACAUCGUAGUAGAAACUCUGUAUUCCAUUGUAUUAGAAAGAUGUUGAACUCAAAUACCAUUUCAUAAGAGAAAUGGUAGCAGAAGGUCGUUUGAGUUGAACCUGUCUGUAUGAAUAUACGUACUUCAUGUUUAUAUCAUUGCUCUUGAAGUCUUGUGUUGAAAAUACUUGGACCAUUCUGAG
Messenger RNA from Olea europaea var. sylvestris, 2419 nucleotides. RefSeq names its product pentatricopeptide repeat-containing protein At4g14190, chloroplastic-like. The record is from RefSeq and is a predicted model, not a curated record. Gene Ontology annotation, molecular function: protein binding. NCBI's taxonomy places the organism in Eukaryota, Viridiplantae, Streptophyta, Magnoliopsida, Lamiales, Oleaceae. The coding region runs from base 1 to 1266 and encodes 421 amino acids. The transcript has 2 exons.